AUGCCGCAGACGCAAGGCGCGAAGGUGGGCUACCUGUUCCCCGGUCAGGGCGCACAGGCUGUUGGGAUGGGGAAGCAACUCUAUGAUGAGUCGCCCGCUGCGCGCGAGGUGUUCCAUCAGGUUGACAUGGCUCUUGAGCGCUCCCUCUCAACUAUCUUGUUCGACGGGCCGGAAGACGACCUGCGGCAGACUAUAAACGCACAGCCCGGCAUAAUGGCUGUGAGUCUUGCAUGCAUCAAGACGAUGGAAGAGCGCCUCGGCGACGAUAUGCCGCAGCCGGUCGUAACCGCGGGGCACAGCCUCGGCGAAUAUACGGCGCUGGCGGUAUCGGGCGUGCUGGACAUCGGUGAUACGGCGAAGCUGGUGCAGCGUCGCGGCGAACUGAUGCAGGUUGCAUGCGACGAGAACCCCGGCACGAUGGCCGCUAUCAUCGGGCUGGACGAGAUGACCCUGGAAGAGAUUGCCGUCGAGACUGGCACCUACGUCUCCAACAUCAAUACUGCAGAGCAGAUAGUCAUAAGCGGCGACAUUAUGGGCGUUGCGCGAGCCUGCGACCUCGCUACCGCUCGUGGCGCGAAGAAAGCCGUUCCCCUGCGCGUUGGCGGCGCGUUCCACUCCGGUCUGAUGGAGCCGGCGCGCGCAGGACUGAUUGAAGCCAUCAACAGCGUGAAGUUCCACGAUCCUCAGAUUCCCAUUGUUGGCAACUGCAGCGCUCAGCCUCUUACAACUGCUGAAGAGGUGCAGCGAGAGCUCAUUUCCCAGAUAUGCAGCUGCGUGCAGUGGAAGCGGACUGUGGACUACAUGGUAGAUUCCGGCGUGAACGAUUUCAUCGAGAUCGGCCCGGGCAGGGCGCUUUCCGGCAUGGUCAAGCGCAUUUCGCGGCGCUCGCAGAUUACGAGCGUUGGCGACCUCGAAUCCAUACUCAGUCUCGCCGAUACCGUCGAGCAUAUCGCGACAGAGGUGUUGGAUGUGCGACUGGCUGAGACUGCGAUAUCCAAGUGGGACGAGGCAUUUGCGCGCGCAAUGCUUGACGGUAUCUUUGCAAAUGCCGCGGAAAUAGAUAAGAUAAUUGCGGAGUUUGCCCCCGGAUGGCCCAUUGGCCAGAUGGCGGUGGUGGACAGGAAUAUCCUGCGGAUGGCGAUAUAUGAGAUAAUGGUCUCGGAGGAUACGCCGCCGAGAGUGGCGGUGAACGAGGCGGUGGAGCUGGCUAAGGCUUUUGGCGGGGACAGCGCGCCGCGGUUCAUCAACGGCGUUCUGGGGAGCGUGAUGGCGGCGGCGAGUCGGAUUCACACUGAACAACUCGAAACACUUACAAACUGA
This is a messenger RNA of Geodia barretti, 1320 nucleotides long. NCBI's taxonomy places the organism in Eukaryota, Metazoa, Porifera, Demospongiae, Tetractinellida, Geodiidae. The record is from the annotation of a GenBank genome assembly.